This is a messenger RNA of Eimeria mitis, 1851 nucleotides long. RefSeq lists its product as uncharacterized. Lineage: Eukaryota; Apicomplexa; Conoidasida; Eucoccidiorida; Eimeriidae. The record is from RefSeq and is a predicted model, not a curated record.
AUGCGUCGCAGCGCCAGCUUCAUGGGGGGGGCCCCUGCUGCUGCUGCUGCUGCUGCUGCUGCUCCUGCUGCUGCUGCUGUUCCUGCAGCGCGGGGGCGCCUGGCGGCCUCCCCCGCCCGUUCAUCAAGGAGUGAGGCGGUGUACGUACACCGCAGCGGCCCGAAGAACCUAUCAAACUUCCAGGCGCUGAAGCAAGCUGUUCCUGCAGCGCGGGGGCGCCUGGCGGCCUCCCCCGCCCGUUCAUCAAGGAGUGAGGCGGUGUACGCACACAGCAGCGGCCCGAAGAACCUUUCUAACUUCCAGGCGCUCAAGCAAAACCUCCUCGCAUCCUCGCAGCCACUCUUUAACACAGGGGGCCCCGGAGGGGCCCCCCUGGGGGCCCCCCUGGGGGCCCCCCAUGGGGCCCCCCAGCCGUUGCAGAUGCCAGGGAUUCCGUUAGAAGGGGAUCUGGCGGAGCGGCUGCGCUCGCUGGAGGUGAGUGGAAGUUCGGGGGGCCCCCCUAGCAGCAGAGGCAUGGGGGGCCCCCGUCAGGGGGGCCCCCCGUCUUCUAGGGGUUCUUCUCGUGUUUGUUAUUCUGGCAAUCAGUACCCAAGACGAAGGUUAAGGGCCCCCUCUAGGGGCCGUAUGGGGGCCCCAAGGGCUGUAUCUCCUGCUGAGAGCCUUCUUCCUACGGAGCAUCAGCUGCAGCAGUUGCAGCAGCUGCAUCAGCUGCAGCAGCUGCAGCAGCUGCAGCAGCUGCAGCAGCAACUGCAGCAGCAACAGCAGCAGCAGCAGCAGCAGCAGCUGGAUGCUGCAUUGUCUCCUUCUUCUAUUGCAGGCCCUUCUCCUGGCUGCAGCGACGCCCCCGCCUUCGCCAGCCCCAGGGACGCUGAGGAUGCAGACAUCAGCACCAGUGCAACUCUACCCACAGAAGCAGCAGCAGCAGCAGCAACUGCAGCAGCAGCAGCAGCAGCGGCAGCAGCAGCAACAGCAGCAGCAGCAACGGCAGCAGAGCAUCAGCAGCUGCCACAGGUGCAGCAGCAGCAGGCAUCCCAGCAGCAGCAGCAGCAACAGGCAACCCAGCAGCAGCAGCAGCAGCAGCAGCAUCAGUUGCAGGUACAACAAGAGCAGCAGGAGCAGCAGCAGCUUUCAGCAGCAACAUCAUCAUCAUCAGGUUAUAUGAAGGGUUUAGGGAGGACUUUGGUUGCUGUGGUUGCGUUUCUUUGGCUCGCUAUUUACGCCUUCAAGGAGAUGCAGCAUUCUCUCUUUUCUUCUGCUGCUGCUGGCAGGGGCGCUGCAUGCACAGGCUGCAGCAGCAGCAGACAGCAGCAGCAGCAGCAGCAGCAGCAGCAGCAGCUGAUGCUGAUGCAACAGCUGCAACAGCAGCAGCAGAUAUAUCCAUUCAACCAGAGGGGUUGGGCCUAUCCGCCCUACGAAGGAAUGCUGGAGCAGCAGCAGCAGCAGCAGUUGCUGCUGCAGCAGCAGCAACUGCUGCAGCAGCUUGAAUAUGAACGCCAGGUUAUGAGGCAGCAAAUACUGAGGGGUACAGCCCCCUCGCUGCUGCUGCAGACACUGGAACGACAAGAAGCGAUACAACGAGAGCUUACGUUUGUGGUUGAUGCAGAGCAGCAGCAGCGGCAGCAGCUGCAGCAGCAGCAGCUGCUGCAUCAACAGCAGCAGCAGCAGUUUGAUUACUGCGACCAAUGCAUGCACAGCAGCAGCAGCAGCAGCAGCCAGCAGCAGCAGCAGCAGCAGCAGAAGCAAGCCAGGGUUUUUGAGGGCUCUGAUGAAGAGUUUUGUGUUCAAGUUUCUGGUGGUGCUGUGGGCUGCAUAUGCAUGCAUCUUGGGGUGUAUGCACACCUGGAAAGAUAG